AUGAAUGCCCCAAUUACUCCUGAUGAAGUACGCUGUAUAUUCAAUCAAAUUGACAAAAACCGUAACGGAUUCGUUACACCAAGAGAACUAAGGGCAUUUUUCAGAAAACAUGAUGCGAAAUUUGACCGAAGGGAAAUCAAGGAAUUUAUUAGUAGACUGGAUGGAGAUGGAGACGGUCAAAUCAGUUUACAAGAAUUAACUAAGGGUAUCACUGGAAGAUAUUAGGUAGCUAAACACGCAUGAGAUGGAGUUUGCUAAUCACUGUUAAAUACUCUUCUGAUGUGCUUCACGCUUUUUUCAUUUCUUCUUGUUGGCUUCACUCACUUUACUCUGAAACACGAAAGUUAAAUGAGCAUUUUUAAAAUCAUUAUUCUUUAAUAAAACUUAUCAAUAGAUUUCAAGUUAUUCUCAAAGAAAACGGUUUUCAAAUAAAAUUCCAAGUUGGUGAAAAUAGUUUACAGAGAAUGUUGGCAAAACCUUCAACCUGAAUAGUGUUAACUAGCAAACAGCUUUAGAUUGAAUUUAUUUAUUUUUAAGUGCUUCUAUACAUCGCUUCAUAGUUCUAAAGGGAAUUCCCCUGGAAAUAUAUCAGCUAAAAGAAAAAUGGUAUUGGUUUUCUAAAGUCAUGGUUGUGGUAUAAAGGUGUACCUACGGUUUUAACAUGAAGUCAGUAAACGUACUAAAACUCAGUUUCGCCCAGCUUAAUUCAUUCCGAAUAUCCGAAAAGUCAAUAGGUAGUUAG
Messenger RNA from Trichobilharzia szidati, 742 nucleotides. Lineage: Eukaryota; Metazoa; Platyhelminthes; Trematoda; Strigeidida; Schistosomatidae. The record is from the annotation of a GenBank genome assembly.